Molecule: messenger RNA, 252 nt
Organism: Aspergillus bombycis
Lineage: Eukaryota; Fungi; Ascomycota; Eurotiomycetes; Eurotiales; Aspergillaceae
Exons: 4
Coding region: 1-252 (83 amino acids)
Source: RefSeq, a predicted model, not a curated record
AUGGUGUUCCGAAUGUUCUGGCUCCGGACAUUCGAGGUUUGGCUCACUGCUCGGCUGCUGGCCAGCCCGGCGUUUCACAGACUUGUGGGACGAGUCCAUCAAAAGGUCCAACAUUUGAAACAUGGGGUGCCUCCCGAAGAAAUGGGAGGUACUCAUAGAGACAGUCAUGGACCCGGUUUGAGCAAGUUUAUCGAGUACUUUAAGGAGGAGAUCAAAGACCAGCUCAAAGGAAAACCGCCGAAUAAGCUCUAA